Diplodia corticola is the source of this 1158-nucleotide messenger RNA. RefSeq lists its product as uncharacterized. Gene Ontology annotation, molecular function: protein binding. The transcript has 2 exons. The coding region runs from base 1 to 1158 and encodes 385 amino acids. The record is from RefSeq and is a predicted model, not a curated record. Lineage: Eukaryota; Fungi; Ascomycota; Dothideomycetes; Botryosphaeriales; Botryosphaeriaceae.
AUGGACGGUAAUCAAUCAACUCCCGACGGCUCUACCGUACCUCAGCUUGCUGGCAGCUUCUCACAUGACACCAUGGAUGUCGAUGAUGCCGAAGAUUGGCUCGCGCUUGUUUCCGAGCCUCCUUGCGAUGGGCGCUCGCCGGCUUCCCAAAUGCCCAGAGACGUCCUUUACCUGAUCACAGAUCUACUCGACCUUCCCGCCCUCUGCGCGCUCCGCGCAACCUGCCGCGACAUGCAAAGCUCGGUAGACAGGAGCUUCCCGAAGACGUACUGUCCGAACUUACAUAUCUCCUUUGCGAUAAGAGGCUUAAAUGCCAUAGAAGACUUCUCAACCACCAUCUUUGCGCCUAUCCUCUCCUCGAUCACCUUCCACGCCUCGGAAAUCGAAGAACCAUACUUUGUCCGCGGAGAGUUCGGCGAGCUGACCUAUCUCCACGAGGGGCAGCAGAGGAAAUUGAUACUAAAGGCCAUGUUUGAGCGGAAGCUUACAACUUGCUUGAGGCGUUACCCUCAACUCAAGAAGAUAGUGUUGAAGGACUGGGCACCUAACAGAGCUUCCCCACACCAUGAGUAUGACGCUAAUCCUUUCGCAUCGUGGGGCCUCUCUUCAUUGACCAAGGCCUUAUCUUGCGCCGGCAUCGGCCUCAAACGUCUCGCGCUUGAUGAAGGCGCUUACGGGUGGUAUUUUGGCCGCAAACUGCAACUGUCCUGGCCCAUGGCCUGGGACGGCUUAGCCAGCCUCAACAGCCUGUCACUUACUUUCCCCGAGUACUUCCACAACGAAUCUCAGUUCCACACAUUGCUACACGUCAUCGCUUCAGCCCCGGACAUCACAGUCCUUCGUCUCGCCGGCAGAGAGGAGCUCGGUUGGAACCGUUUGAUUGUCGGCGUAGGCAUCAACUACCUGGCGAACAACAUACAGCUUCCGAAGCUUCGGGAGCUUUCCAUCCGACUCCUUCGCAUCGAGGUGCAGCCACUCCAGCAAUUGUUGCGCCAACACAGCCUCACCUUGCGGAAGGUGAAGAUCGAGAAGUGCUGGGAGCUUGAAGAAUGCUCUGAGCUUGAUUGCGAUCCUGAGAUUUUGGACUUUGCGCGCCAGCACCUCACCCUUGAUGAUGGACAACCCAUCAUCGUUUGCGAUCCGGACGCCCGCUUCUAG